UCUUACGUAUAUAUAUGCAAAAUUAAAAAUUAAAAAUUUUUAACAAAAUUAAAAAUGAAUAUAAUUAGUUACAAAAGUUAUUUAAUUGAAAUUUAAAAUUUAUAAUUCAAUACUUUUAUAUCGAUCUGAAUAUAUCGACUAUUCGAUAUUAUCGAAUGUCGAUAUAUGUCUACUCGACACAUCACACAGGGACAUGUGCCGUACUGCCGUGUAGAGCUGCUGAAUGUGAGGUUAUGCAUUACAGGAUCAUCAGCUGUUAUUAUUGACAGCGAUUUUCUCGAGGAAAUAUACAGAAAAAGAAAACAAAAUGUCAUCGUGGAAGAAAGCGGCGAAGGCGAGCCAGAAGACUCAUCGGGAACGUCAUCAGCCAGAGACCCGCAAACACUUGGGACUAUUGGAGAAAAAGAAGGAUUAUAUCGCUAGAGCCAGGAACUUUCAGGAAAAGCGGGCGACGAUCAAGCUCCUGAGAAAGCGCGCGCUCAACAAGAAUCCGGACGAGUUCCACUUUCAUAUGAUCAAUUCCAAGGUGGUAAACGGCGUUCACCGGGAGAAGGAUAAGGAGGAUCAGCAUACGCCCGAACAGAUCAAGUUAAUGGAGACUCAGGACCUUAAAUACAUAGCAUACAAGAGGAAUAUUGAGGCGAGGAAGAUAGAUAAGCUACAGAGUCAGUUACACAUGAUUGACACAGCCAAUGAGACCCCGAAUCAGCACAUUUUCUUUGUGGACAAUGACGAGAUGAAAAAUUUUGACCUAGCUGAAAGACUGGGCACACAUCCGGCACUUCUGUCCAGACGCACCAAUCGACCAACGCUGAGCGCGAUCAAGAGCAUGAAGCUGCCAGAGUUAGAUGACAAAACUGUCACUAAACUUGAACAGAAAAAACAAAUGGCUUACAAAGAGCUUGAGAAGAGGGUCGACAGGGAACGCGAACUCACAAUUGUGCAACAGAAGCUGGAAGUGCGCAGAUUGCUGAAGGAUAAGAAGGCCAGGAAACCGAAACUAGUGAAAUCUGGUUCGAAAGACGCUGCUCCGAUUUACAAGUGGAAAUUUGAGAGAAAACGAUAAUUUAUGUAUUAUGGAAUUCUUAAUAUGAUUAGGUAAAUAAUAGUAUAUUAAUUAUGAACAUUGAAUAAAAAUUUAUAUUAUUUGAUAUAA
This is a messenger RNA of Monomorium pharaonis (pharaoh ant), 1156 nucleotides long. RefSeq names its product probable U3 small nucleolar RNA-associated protein 11. NCBI's taxonomy places the organism in Eukaryota, Metazoa, Arthropoda, Insecta, Hymenoptera, Formicidae. The record is from RefSeq and is a predicted model, not a curated record. Gene Ontology annotation, cellular component: small-subunit processome; nucleolus. The transcript has 2 exons. Gene Ontology annotation, biological process: rRNA processing. The coding region runs from base 308 to 1066 and encodes 252 amino acids.